AAACAAUUAAUUAAAAAACAACAACAAAUAAAAUUAGUGAACCUUCCUAGAAAAUCAGAAAAUUUCAUCAGAAAAAAUUCACACAAAAAUUAACACUGCAAAAAAUUACAAAAAAAUUAAAUUUAUUAAAAAUAUUCACUUCGAAUAAAAACCACAUCGAAUCAAAACCCUUCAUUGACAAUUACUUUGUGAACUCAUAUAUAAAUAUAUAAACACGUAUGUCUCGCUAAAUCCUUCAAUAACUACUCGUGCAUACCACUACAUACACACAUACUUACAUGCAUACUAAAAAACAUAGAUUUGUGUUCAAAAUUCCUGUGCAACUAAAAUCGUAAAUAAUCGUCUGCAAAUCUUUGCGAAAUUCAUUUCAACAUUUGUGUGCUCACUGAAUUUCAAUCCAGUGCGAUUUCUAUUUCCAAACAAUAAAUGAAAAAAAAAACAAAUAACAAAAACAACUUACUACUAGAUUAAAUACUAAAUACUACUACUCACUCGCAUCUACAAGCAUAAACGCACACAUACACGCGCAUAACUGUAUAUGCGUUUAUAUGUGUGUCUCAACUAGAAAUCGACAAGCAAGCGAGGAACUGAAGCCAUAUUUCGGAAAGGAGCUUACAAAAUAUCCUGCCAUUAAAUGAGAAUUCAAAUGCAAUUCUGAAGCAACAACAAAAGCAAGCGAAUUGCCCGCAAAUUGUAUGUGAACCUUGAAACUAAUAAGCAUACAACCGCCUGGGCUUAACUACGGAGUCAACUUCAAACUAUACUGGAAACGGUAAACUACAAAUCCAGCUAACAGCUAACAGCAAUUGCAACUACAACAACAAGUAGCAAAUCAAAAACAAAUCAAAUACAUAAAUUUCAUAUCGGCACAGAGUUAACGGCACCAACACUUGCUCAUACGUCCUAUCCCUCCAGUCUCCGGUGCUCGCUUUUAUUAUCGCUCUCGCUCUCUCCUUGUGCUCUCCCUGUGCGUGUGUGUUUCUCUGCCACUAAUGAAUGCAACAGAAAAAGUGUUUGGAUAUGUGAAAUAUGUGUGUUUGUGUAAGUAGCGUGCUUAGGAGUUGCAAUUACAGCAACAAAUGCCGGAAAGUACACUUAGAAAAUAAUUGCAACAACAACAGCAAUAGCAACAAGCACAGCACGCAUGCAAACGUGAAAAGAAAAGCAUUGGACAGCAGCAAGCGUACACAGCUAGCAAAUAUACAGCAGCAACAACAAACACAAAAACAACAGCAACAACAACAACACAAACUUAUGGCACAAACAACGGCGAAGCAUAAAACAAAUUUGUGUCGGUGAAGUAGCAGAACGAAAACGAAGAAAAGGCGGAAGAAGAAGCGGAAACAGUGCGCAGGCAACACCAACAACAACCACAGCAACGGCCGAUAAGUAAAUAUUGAAAUUGUAUAGUUGGACAAGUGGAGCAGAGCGUAGGAGAGCAAUCGUCAGCAGGCAAGCGUUAGUGUGACAGCGAGUGAACGCCUUAGCGGGACUUCACCAAUACAAGCAAGCAAAGCGUAGCGGUGUGUUUAUGUGCAACAAAUUGACCAACAGUUGCAACAAAAUAUAACUACAACAACAAAUUUAACGCAGUUGUGCUGUUAACAAUAUUGACUGUUGCUGGUAAUUGCGUUGAAAUCGCCGUACAAUAAUAGCAAGAAAUACAACAAUAACAAAUAGCAAAGUAGCAGCAGCAGCAGUAGCGGAAAAAAUCAGCCGUCGUCAUGAGGAUCAUCGCGCCAUUUCGGGCUCUGGUGCUGGCCCAUUUAUUUUACUGCGUAGCGCCCGCUGGAGAGGCUGAUUACACUCUGGAUGAUUCUUUUUGGAAUGAAGAAAGUCCUGUCGGUGAAGUGGAACGCCUCCUUAAGGAGUAUCGUCAAAAUCAGGAACUAGUACGCCGUAUCGGCGGUCAUUACUAUCAGAUCAUUUAUCCGGUGCAGCUGCGGCACCACGAAAAGAUGGGCAUAUCAACGCGUGAAGUGAGCCCACCAAAGCCGGGUCAGCGUCCACGACCCCAUGAGGAUGGUGGCUUCAGCAGAGGCAGAACAAAGAAACACUUUCAUCGCACCUCACUCUUAAUUAAGGCCUUUAAUCAUAAGUUUCGCUUAGACUUGGAAUUAAAUUCGCAACUUUUAUCACCAAAUAUACAACAAAAACAUUACCAUGUGAGUGGUUAUCAGGUGGAUGGUAAUCGGCAUGACAUUGAGCAUUGCUAUUACCAUGGCACCGUUAAGGACUAUCCUGGUGCUAGCGCCGCCUUCCAUACGUGCAAUGGUGUCAGCGGCGUCAUACACAUCGGCAACGAAACAUUCGUUAUACAUCCCUUCUAUGGAGGCGAUCUUUCGAAGCAUCCGCAUGUGAUAUUUGAGGCACGCACUAAAGCCAAUAAAGGAUGCGCCAAUUCGGGUAAUUUGGAGACGUGGCGUUUGUCACGUCGCCCAAAACUGCUGUCGGCUGGUGUCAUCGACGAAAUACAUCCGAACGGUGCGGGCCGUUAUAAGCGCGAUGUACGCGAAGCAACUAAAUACAUCGAAACGGCCAUUGUUGUGGACCAAGCGAUGUACGAGAAACGUAAUGGCAGUACACGUGCCGAGGUCAUACACGACGCUAUACAGGUGGCGAAUAUUGCGGAUUUGUACUUUCGCACUCUGAACACCCGCGUUUCGGUGGUGUACAUUGAAACAUGGGGCAAAAAUCAGGCGCCCAUCGAUGGCAGCAAGGACAUCAGUAAAGCCAUAUCGAAUUUCAACGAUUACACAUCGCGAAAUCUUUUCCAAAUCGAACGCGACACCACACAGUUACUAACCGGCGAGACGUUCGCUGGCGGCGAGGCGGGCAUGGCGGUGCCGGAGACUGUGUGCACGCCGCGUGCGAUUGGCAUCAGCGUCGAUAUUAAUGUCUACGAGCCGCAUCUGUUGGCGGGCACGAUGGCGCACAUGAUUGGCCAUAAUAUCGGCAUGGGUCACGAUGAUGGACGUGAGGAGUGUUUCUGCAGGGACUGGCAUGGCUGCAUAAUGGCCCAAUCGAUUGUUGGCCAGGAGAAUGUGCAGCCUUAUAAAUUCUCCGAGUGCAGCAAAAAGGAUUAUAUCGAUGCGCUGCGCACCGGACAUGGGUUGUGUUUACUCAAUAAGCCGAAUGAGAUCGAAAUGCGUCGCAAUUGUGGCAAUAAGAUCGUCGAAGAGGAUGAAGAGUGUGAUUGUGGCACGAUUGAGGAGUGUGCCUUGGAUCCAUGUUGCGAUGGCAUCACCUGCAAGCUGAAAUCAGAGGCUCAGUGUGCCGGUGGCGCUUGUUGUAAUGAAUGCCGCCUUCGGCCAAAAGACUAUGUCUGUCGUGAUGCGCUCAACGAAUGCGAUCUGCCAGAGUAUUGCGAUGGCGAAAGUGGUCACUGCCCAAUGGAUGUAUUUCGGAAAAAUGGAUCGCCGUGUGGGCACUCAAAGGCAGGAUUGUCGUCCGGCUACUGCUUUCAAGGCGACUGUCCCACUUUGAAUCUGCAGUGCGAGGCGAUUUGGGGUUAUGGCGGCUUGGCAGCAGAUCGUCAAUGCUAUGAGCAGUUCAACUCGAAGGGUUCGAUCAACGGUCAUUGUGGGCGUGACUCCAAUGAGCACUAUAUUAAAUGCGAGCCAGAGAAUGUCCAAUGUGGCACAUUGCAGUGCAAAGAGGGCGAACGCCAGCCAGUUAAUGAUGGCAUUGAUCAGCUUUAUUCGAGUACAGUUAUCUCAAUCAAAGGAACGGAAUAUACAUGCAAAGCCACUAGCGGUCAAGUGGGCGCUAAUGAGUAUCCGGAACAUGGACUGGUGAAGGAUGGUACGCCAUGCGGUACUGAUUUGAUUUGUCUGAAUCAGACUUGUGUCAGCAUAUUUCCACACGUCGAUUCAACCAAAUGCCCAACAGAUUCACAGGGAAAAGAGUGUUCAGGACGCGGGGUCUGCACCAACACGAAUCGCUGCUUUUGCGACAUGGGUUGGGGCGGCGUCGACUGUAGCCUUGUAGUUUUACUGACCACACCACUGCCAACGGAAGCGCUGCCAACCGCGGAGAAUACUAUCAAAAUGGAGAAGAAGGAGACGCCAUAUGAGAACUACCACGGCUCAAAUACAGUAUUCCUGGUCGGUGUACUAAUGUCAGUUGUUGGGUUCGUUUUUGUUACUUUCACCUUGAUGGCACUGUGCUACAGGUCAGUUGUAGUACAUAGAAACUUCUCCCUGUGUCUGAGACGCAAAACCACUACACUCAAGUACGAUCCGCCAUAUUCGAAAAAGCCCAUCGCCAAGGGCUAUGCCAGCGCCGCAGCCACUGCCGCAAAUCAUCACUCGGUCGAGGAGGUUUCACUGGACGGUUCCAGCAAAUUGGUCUACGCCAAUCAGGCCGGCUUCAGGGAUAAAAGCAUACAUGGUCGCCGUUAUACCGGCGGCGGCGAGGACGAUCAGGCCCAUUCUGAAAAGGGUAUAUUGAAGAAGCACAGCUAUGGACUGGUGCACAAUGAACAAUUGAAGGAUAAAUGGGGCGACGAUGUACAGUCCGACAAUCUCGAGCUUAUAACACAACAGGACGGUGCACUCGGCGCCUCCACCAGCGGCGGAGCGGCGGUCUCCGAAGUAGAGCGCACACUCAAAUCGCUCAACGGCUAUCACGAAGACAUAUUGGAGGCAUUGCGCAAUGCGGCCUCACAUCGCGGCACCGCCACCGGCAAUACGCCCGUCGGCAGCGGCAGCCUAAGCGAAGAGAUGCUGCGCAAGACACUGCAAGACUGCCAAAGCGCACAGCUGGGCUACAGCGUGGAACCGUAUAAGCGCUCCAGCGGUUCCAAGUCGAGCUCACGCGAAAACAUUUGCGACCCCGCACAAGCGCACAUGCUGAUCGAAAGUGCGGGCAUUGGCGGCCAUGCCGGCGCCAUAUUGCAUCAUCAUCGCUCGCAACAUCAAUUGCAUCAGCCGCCACCAUCAAUGCAGCAACAGCAACCGCCGCUGGACGACGAUGAUGCCCCAUCGACUGGGCCGUUGCGUAUACGCAAUCUGGAGGAUCUGAUACGACAGCUGGAGCAUCACUCGUCGCGUCACAUGAGUCCUAGCGGCUCCGAGGACAUUCGAAUGUCCGAAACGGAGGCCGAUCGCCAUUAUAGAUUAGAUAGUUCCGCCGCUUGUAGUGAAUCGUCGCAAGGCUCAAAUCAGCAAUUAGCACAAUCACAGAAAACUGCAACAAUACAUCCGUCUUACAGCAGUCGUUUGCGCCCGCGCUCCGACGAGGAGUCGCGCUUCGCCUACGGAAGGUACAGACAUCCCCAAGCAGCUAGUAGACAUCCAUCGCAUCAAUCGCAUUCACCUCAUGCUUUCGGCCAUCAUACGCAUCAUUCGCACGCCCACGGUCAUGCUACGCACGGCCCACACUCAUCACAUCACUCGUCGCAUACACACUUGCACCAGGACGACGAGGGUAUAUACGAGAGUGCCGACCACCAUGAACGUUCGGUGGUCGAGGCACGACUCGAUCCGCGUGAAACACCCGACAGUGAGAGUGAUGACUUUAUUCAAGCUCAACAACAGUUAGCCCGGUGGGCGAGUGAGGAUGUGGUAUCCGUCGUGGUAUUGGAUCAACCGCAAUCCGGCACAAUGUCGGAUUCCCAACAAUCCAGCGGCGUCGGACCAAUGUCAACGGCUACAACGAGUACCGUUAUACAUCAUCAACACCCGCACCAGCACCACGGCGAUCAUCCAUCCUCGGCAGCGGCCUCAUCAGCAGCGGCUACGGCGGCGGCGGCAGCAGCAGCGGCAGCCAACAGCAACUCUAUAAUGGGUUUGGGGGUCGUGCCAAAUGGUAUAAAUGUAAGUCAGAGGGACUAUUACCCCUCGCCACCCUCAACGGAGACGGAAAGCAGUGGAAGUGUUAUCCAACCGCUCAGCCGUCGUUUGCCUAUACCAGCCGAUACCGGCCAACAGCAAGCGCAAUUGCAGCAACUGCACCAACUGCAUCAGCAUCAUCAGCAGCAGCAGCUGCAGCAUCAGCAUCAGCAGCAGCAGCAACUGCAGCUGUUACAGCAGCAAGGCGACACCACCAGCAGCAGCAACAACAGUCAAUCAGGACAAAUAAUGGAGAAUGGUCGAUAUCCGGAAUAUAAACACUGAUGAAAAUGUCAACGCAUACAGCAACAAAAACAACAACAAUUGCAGCGACACUACCAAUAACAAGCAUAGCAAACGCCAUAAAACACAUAGUCAUAGGUGGUGAUGCCAUCAUGAGCGAAAAUUAAACGGUAAUUCAUUUUUCUAACGGAAAUUAACCGAACAACUUGUUGUUGUGUUGGCUGCAAAGCGCGAAUGCAACACGAAGCAACCAAAGAUGCCUCAUCGGCAUUGACAGCAGCACAUUUCUUAUUGCGGCCUGCAAAACGAAGAAAAACGAAGUGCUUCGCGCUGUUUAACGAACAUAUAAACAAACGAACGAAGCGAACGAGCGCACGCGAUAUCGACCGAAGCCCAGCAAUGUGAUUUUAUACAAAGUAGCAUUUUAGGUUAUUCAAUUAAAUAAAUUGCAAACGAAAAUGAUUUGGUAAAAUUAUUAAUUAAAUUAGUUAUUAAUUAAUUAAUGAAAAGAAAACCAUAAAAAAAAAAAACAAAAACGACUCAAAAACAAAAUUUCACAUAGAAAGUAGACUUAGAUAAUUUACCAAAAUACCAAAACUAGAAAUUAAUAUUAAUUGUGUGCACUUGAAGCAGUUGAAUCGUGAAUUUAUUACAACAAAUUAAUGUGCGAAUUUGCGCCAAGAACAAAAACAAUUACAGAAACAGGAAAAUAACGCAAAUCGUUUCGCAAACUAAUUCGAAUAAGUACAUGCCCACACACACAAACACACACACACCCACAUACAUGACUAAGUAUGUAUUUGUAAAUUUUGUUAUUCACUUGCAUUGUACAUAUGUAUGUAUGUAUUGACUAGCAUUAUCGUUAAGCUCCACAAACUUCUUUAUACUAAACACAUGUAUGUACGUAUGUCUGUAUGUAUGCCCCGAAGCCUAUGUACUUCAGUGCUACAUAAGUAUAUACAUACAUGCUCGUACACGGAUAGAUGGCGUAGACUCAUCGAUUCAUCGUACCCUAACCACAUUGCACAUAACUGUAUUUUACGCGUAUAUAAAUGUAUAUAUAAGUAUUACAACCACAACACACACACCCACGCACAUAUACGUUGUGUAGAAGUGUACGAAUUUGCCAAUUAGCAUUAAGCCAGCAUUGAUGUCUCUCACACACACACACACACACACACGUAUAUGUCACACAUAUAAAUCAAUACAUAGGCGCAUACAUAGGUAUGUGUGUGUGUUAUAUAUUCGUACUCAUAGAGUUUUUGUAGUUAGCGAAUGCAAAUGGAAUUAUGCAGAAAAAGACGAUAGCAACAAAUUAACAAAUAAAUCAGCAUAGAAUAAAGAAAACCGUAAAAAUUAAUUAACUGUAUAGACACAAACAGUAAAUCACAAACACACACAUACUUAAUUCCCGAAAAAGAAAUAAAAAAUUAAAUUGUGCAAACUUAGCAAUGACGAGCAACGGUAAUUAUAUAGGAAUUACGCUUAAUAAGCUCACACGUCUAAUUUUUUUUUAAUUAUCCAAAUAACCGAAUUGAGUUAUAAAUUAUCAUAACUUACUCCUAUAAUUAAAAAAAGUUGAAAAAUUUUGUCAAUUUUUGUUAUUUUUAUACUCAAAGUCACUUGCAUCAAAUCAAAUGUUCAUUUGCGUACAGAGUUUUCAUAUUCAAUAUGACGUCACUGAGAUGAGCCGGGAUCAACGUUGGACUACAACAAACUGUGUUCACGUGAAAUAACCCAGUUUAAUUUUCUUACCGAUACUUUACUUUGAUUGGGAAUUUUUCCAAAAUUGUAAGGGCGUUUAAUCAAAUGUCUAUGGCUCUACUUCCUUCACCCUGCUGUUGAUUUGCAUUCUACCAUUAUUAUUUAUCAUUCAGUUUAUUUUUUGUGGUUCAGCAAUAUGCAGCUGAUAUUAUAGCAUUACUUUUUCCCCUGUCAAAAAAUAUACUUAAGUAAGUUUUUUCGGCAUGCUCAUCGAUCACAAUUUUCAAUUUUGAGCAAAAAAAUUGGUUUGCGUGCAAUCUUCAAAUAAAUCCAAAAAAAAGUCCAAUAAUUGCAUACCCAUUUUCAAUAGUAAUGUCAUAAAAAAACUGUACUAAACCAUAAAAGUUGUUUGUUUUUCACCACAUGCUAUUAUCUCAACGCUUUUCUUAGUCUGAUGAUCAAAAAGAUUGCACAGGCAUACCCAUUUCUCAUUCUUAAAAAUAACUCCCCUAUCAUGUAUGGCUACUAGAGUGAGUAUAGUAGCCAUUAGCUGAAGCAUGCACCCAAAUUUUGAGCAAAACUGUUAAUUACUUUAAACGGUGUUACUUCAAAGUGUAAAACCAUGGGUGUUGUCUACGUUUUCAAAUACACUGAGAUCAGUGGCCAUAUGCAAUACAAACGGCUGAUAUAGUAGCCAGGACAUGAGACUGAAAGUUCAGCAUUUGUCUUACAUACCUAAUAUGGGGUUUAAGUUUUUAGUACAUAGCUUCUCUUAAUAGGCAGACUAAUACAUAGUCUGUCGCAAAAGAAACAGAACUUUUUAAAUAUAACUGUUUCCGGUGGCGCCACCUAUUGGUGGGUAUAUGAAAUAAAAAGUUUGAACUCUUGUUGACAUUUCGUAAAAAUUUUAAGACAAUUGGAUAACUACAAUCGAUGUUAUCGAUCAAAAAGUAACAGCAGCUUUUGGUCAUCGGUCGUAAAAUGCAUUUUGAACAAAGAGCAAAUAUUGAAUUUUGUUUUAAACUUGGGAAAACGUUUACUGAAACAUUUCAAAUGAUGAAAAAAGUUUAUGGUGAUCAGUGCCUAUCCCGUAGUAAUGUGCAUGAGUGGUUUAAGCGAUUCCAAGAAGGUCGCGAGGACUUCUGUGACGAUCAGAAGUCGGUCGUCUUCGGAAGUCAAAAUUAAAGACAAUGCUGAUUUGUUUUUACGAUUCCGAGGGUAUUGUACACCGAGAGUUCGUCCCACCUGACCAAACGAUUGAAGCUGUGUUUUACCUUGGUGCUAUGAAGCAUCUUUUGUCACGCAUUUGUCGUGCUCGACCACAAUACUGUGAGGCAGGGUCCUGGCGCCUGUUGCACGAUAAUGCGCCGUGUCAUCGGACGACGCUUGUCACUGAUUUUUUGACAAAAAACUCCAUAUUAACCAUUAAUCACUCACCCUACUCACCUGAUCUGGCACUACUUUGAAUAAAAAAAUAUAACUUUUGAAAAAUACUAAUUUUUUGUUGUUUUUUUAACAGUCCUGUUUCUUUUGCGACAGACCUUGUAUAUAAGUAAUAAACAAAAUAUUGUUUUUAAGCGAGCAUAUGAUAUUUUAUAGUUUUAAAAAGUCGAUUAAUUCUAAUUAUUUAUAUGGUUAUGUGGGCCUCAUGCAAUUUUUGAUGUAUCCAUAACAUAUAAUGCUCUUAAGGCAGCAUAAAUUCCACCAUAAAGUUAAAUUUGUGUUUUGGUAACUCAUUGAAUGUCACUUCUGGUUUGAGUACUUUCCAAAAGUAUUAAGGAAUGCUUAUAUGACGGCGUUUAUGAAUAUGAAAAGUAAAAAGUUCCAGUUUUAAAACGAGAUUUUGGAUAUGAAGCCGUUUUCGACAUAAAAAGGUCUCGAAAUUCCCUUCUCAAAAUAGUCCUUAUUAUUCAUUGCCUGGGUUUUACCAAAAUUUAGACGCCUAAACUUUGGACGUUGGCUGUUGCGCGCUUUCACGCUUUGGAUGCGGUUGAUGGCUCGCAAUUAACUCGGAGGUUUGUCGAUUGUACUACCAAGCAGAACCCUCCUGCUGUUUAGCUAACAUUGUCAUAGGGCAAAUGGAAAAAUUCUGAUAUAUUUUGAUUGCACAACACCAAAAUCUGCUCGAAAUCAUCAAUUAUUUGCCGGCAUGCUAAUGUUUUAGCCUUCGAUAUUGUAUAUUUAGAGCAGCUGCAAACACGAUGAGCUGAAUGGCAUUAUCGUUCAAAAUUAUUUGUGAAUUUCAUUUGAUGUUUUCGCCCGUAAGUGUCCCUCUUGAACAUCGACUGUGUUCAACUUCUUCGUUGCUCAUUGUAUAAACUGUGCAGAAUUCACUAAACUGCAUGCAAACUGCUGGCCAACGUGCUCCAAAGCCUGGUAAACACUACGCGCUAGCUCACCACACACACAUCGAGUCACUUUUGGGUUAAACAUAGUGUUUCGUUAAAAACCGAAAUUCUAUUUCAGUGAGGAUAUAACGAACAAAAAUAUGUAGCGUCCUCUGGAAACUAUGAGUACUCUUCAACCUGCUUGGUAUUUAGCGCUGACGAUGGAAAUGUUCAAGUUGUAUUCAAGGAAAAAAAAUAUAAUCUUCAUUGUGGAAAUUUUAUAAUAAUUCAAUACCAAUUAAUUUAAAUUCUACUCUUAAGGAUCUUGCUAGGUUAGGUUAUUCUGGUAGACCAAGCCGCGCAUAGACCAGUUUUGAUCCUUUGCGAUAUUAGAUGGAGUUCAGUUGCUAGGUUCAUGAGAAGUAGUCACCCAUUAUAAUGCCUGCGCUUGCCGCGAAUUUCAACAGACUCUGUGGCCUCACUAUCUACACCUCAUGCAGCGUAUCAUACCGUGGGGACUCCAGAUGCUUACAGCGUAGUCUAGCUAAUGUGCGACAAGUGCAUAAGAGAUGCUCCAUUAUUUCCCUGGUGCCCUGCUGCAGACAUUUCCUGCAGUCUUCUCGAACUGUCUGCGCUAUCCUACAGGCGUGUGUCGCCUCUAGACAGUGACCAGUUAGUAUUCCUAUCAUAUUUCUACAGUCUCUUCGAGGGCCAAUAGGAAUGUUGUGUACUUCCGAUCUACAGUUUUGCACAUGACUUUUGCAGUUUUGCAACCAGGUAGCUCGUUCCAUCGGGUUUUGAUUUUCUUUACAAUGCUUCUGUCAAGAUCGUCGUAUGGACAAUGCAUGGGUUUCCCAAUUUUGUUCACGUUUUCGGGUGUUAUCCAUACACCAUUCUUGGCAACAUCAUCCACUAUUUCAAUGCUUUCGAUGCCUUUAUGGCCUGGUACCCAGUAAAAGUGAAGUUGCUUGCUUCUGGCAACACUUUGCAUUGUUGCAAAGCUGCCUGCUUUACAAGAUACUUCCGAAUUAUGUCGUGUAAUAUAUGCAGCCAGAUAAGGACGCCAAGUAGUAAGUACUCGUAAUAUUACGAUUUUCCAAAAUUUCAACGACGUCGUUAUAUUCCACUUUAAGGCUCUAGUAUGACCACAAAUUCUACCUCCUUUUCAAGAAGAUUUAUAAGCCAGUUUUGAACACAUCGUUGAGUUCCACAGCAAAUACCCAAACAGCUGACUCACCGAACCCCAAAACUUUACCAAAAAGUGGCUGAAAAAAAAUUAUUGGAGUUUCUACAACUGACCAAUCAUUCCCUCGCUUAACUGUACUCCAGCCAUACUUAAACUCGCUUGCAGCUGUCAUUGCAAAGUUUGCGCAAAAGCUCAACAAUCACACACUUUCAACCAAGCACAUUAGACUAUUUUAUACAAACACAAACGGAAAAAUUCAUUUUAUUAAAAAAAGACAACAUUUUGGAAUAUCUUUUGAACCCACAAGUAGCGUGUGUGCGCAGGACAGAGACACUGAAAUCAAUUAUUAAAUAUUGAUUACUAGGCAAAGGAGGAUAGAAAAAAAACACAAAAAUAAUUAAAAAUUAGUUUAGUAUAAAAUUAAAAUGUCAAUUUAAUAACAUAACAACAACAAACACACAAAAUGAUAUUGUCUAAUGAUAAGACUUAGUGAAAUAUAAAACAAAAACCAAAAAAAAAGUUUGCUGAACUAAUUGGCUUGACAAUUCAUAGAAACACACAUAGUCAACGCGCCUAACUCUUUUGCUGAAUAUCAGCGAUUAGAGCGGCAUGUAGCACACUUACAUACAUACAUACAAAGCAAAUAAUGCAAUAGCAUGAUAUUCUAAAACACAUAUGUAUUUGCAUAUAAUUACUAACACACAUACAAGCAUACUUGCAUACAUUAAACAUACAUAGCUGCGUUACUCAUCUCACGUGUAAAUAUAUUAGUCAAUGGUUAGGCCAUAAGCGUAGGAUAAAUUUUAUAAUGUACUAAAAAGGUGUAUAGAUCUGUAAAUUUAGGCAAAACUAAAAUCAUUCACCAAAAAAAAAAAGCUGCGUGUGCGUCCGACUGGGUUAGUUACUGCUGUAGAGUAUUUAGAGGACAUUUAAUACUUUCGCGACAAAAACAUAACAAAAGAAAGUGAAAACGAAACUCAGUAUACUUCGCAACUCUGCAAGCAACGCUAGUUAAUAGCGAGCACUUAUUUUUGACUUAUUUGUUCAAAGUUUACCUAGUAAACAGUUAAUUAUAUAAUUUGAAGAAAAAAGCCUUCUGCUUGUCAGCUAACUAUAUAAUUUAAAGAGACUUCUGCUUGUCUAGUUGACAUGAAAGAUCUGCUUAUAAAACCAUCACACAUUCGUAGGCAAUUUAUAAAUUGAAUUAAGUUGUCUGAUAAAAACUGGUAGAAAAAUACCGCGAUCAAAUAUCCAGCUGUGGUCACAAUAACAGUUUUAGUCGCAUAUUUCAAUUUUUCCGACUGUUGUUAUCUACAGACAAAUUAUUAAUUAAAGAUUAUGAAUAUGCUAUUGAAAGCCUCUUUUCGAAAACAAAACGAAGACUGUUUUAUGUACAUUCAAAAAAAUAUUCAUAUUAAAUUUCUAACAAAUGAGUUCUAAGAAUAAGAAAGCAUACAAAAAAUGUCUGUUCAAUAUGAACUAAACCGCCAAUAAAUUAGUAAUCAAUUAUCAAGGUUAAAAAUUAUUGUUUUAAGAGACUUAUAUUCAAAUAUUUCAUUAAGAAAUAAAUAUUAGCCCUAUUAAUAUUCGGUUUGAAAAUAGUCUGAUUCUGAUUAGCUAAAACUGUUUUUCCUAAUUUGCAAAACAAGCCAUACAUAUCUUAGUUAUCUGGUUGAUAUAAUGGUAUAUUAAGCCUAGAAAUUAAGCUGCUAUCGACCUGUCGCUCUGAAACUGUUAAAAACCAGCCAAUUUUUGGUUGAAAAGUAAUUUCGAUGGUUAAUUUCUAUUUUGGAAAUAUUACAUUUAUUAAGAAGAUUUGCGCAGAAAUUAUCGACAUAUAACGUAUUGAAUAAAAUCACUCAAAUAGCGAACAGUUUGGGUAAACUAAGUAUGCCAAUAUAGCGCUGAAAAUACUUAACGCGACACCAAUAAAUAUGUGAAAGUAAAAGGGAUACACUUUUCAGAGAAUUUUAAUAUUUUAUAUAUUUUCUUCUGUCAAAAAUAAUGAUCGCUAAUCCAAAAGAAAAGAGCUAACAACGACGAAAAAAGUAUCAUUAGCAUAGUCUGGUGACUAUUUGCGCACAUUUCACUCUGCUACAUUAAAAUUUCCCUUGAUUUGUUGAAAAGAUGGCAAUUUUUGACACAAAAAAAAAUUUUGAAAGGCGCUUGCACAUGCUUGACUUCAUUUUAAUAUUGUUAUACAGAAAAGCUGAGAUCACUAACGAAAGCCUAUAGUAUCUACAAGAAUUUCGAAAGCCAAAAGUCGAAAUUAAAUUCAAAACAGCUGGAUGAUUUUAUAGCAGCUCGCAUGUCUCUGUGACAAUUUCAACUAAAUUUUUUUAAUAAACAGAAAAGCAAAAACAAAAAGUUGAACAAAUUUCAAUAACUUGAAACAAUGAAAAAUCACUUUAACGAAAAAUUGUUCACAGCUUUCGUAGUGUCGUGCUUGCUACACAUUGUUCCUCUGAGAAAUUUUUGUUAAAUAAAUACCCAACAAGGAUUUGCUUGAUAUCGUAUCCCAAUAAAUAUAGAGAGCUUUCUAAAAUAGCGCAUUAUUUAUCAAACGAAUUUCAGCAACAGAAUUAUCCACUGUAAGUUUUCUUAACUAUGCACGUUUGGCAAGUUUGUCGCUUAAGUCUUUUGAAUUCAGUCAUUAUUUUCAUAGCUACACAAAUUGUUAAGCCAAUUUCAAAUAAAUUGCUUGCUAAUAUGUGCACAUAUAAAUCCGUCUUUGGCGCAAACACUAGUGUGAAAUAAAAAUGCAUAUGAGAAAGCUGUUUAAAAGGGCGUACACGCACACACAUAUUUAUACAACUUGUCUAACCACAAAGAAAAAUUUGUUUUUACACAUUUAUCACAUACGCACAUGCAUGAUUACGAUUACAUUAUAAAAACAAAAACAAAAAAUAUGACAUAUUUAUUAAAAAGCACCUUAUUUUGUUGCUGAGCACUUUGAAAGCAAACACUCAUUAAAUAUAAAUGCAAACAAAACUAAGAAACUGUAAAAAAAAAUCGAAAAAAUACAAAAAUAUUAAAAAAAAAAUAAACUUAAUUAAGUAAGAAGUUGAAUAGAUUAAAGCAAAAAAUGGAGAUCGAACGUAAGUGGAAGAACCAUUUCUAAAGAACUGUUAACUGUUGUGAAUUUAAAGAAAUAUUAAAUAUUAAGCAAACAAGAAAUUAAACAUUAAAUCAAACAAAAACAAAAACCAAAAUAAAAACAAA
This is a messenger RNA of Bactrocera neohumeralis, 14516 nucleotides long. RefSeq names its product disintegrin and metalloproteinase domain-containing protein 9 (gene mmd). NCBI's taxonomy places the organism in Eukaryota, Metazoa, Arthropoda, Insecta, Diptera, Tephritidae. The record is from RefSeq and is a predicted model, not a curated record. Gene Ontology annotation, molecular function: metalloendopeptidase activity. Gene Ontology annotation, biological process: membrane protein ectodomain proteolysis. The transcript is spliced from 24 exons. Bases 1725 to 6119 code for a protein of 1464 amino acids.